AUGAUUAUCGCGCAUCCAACGCGUACCGCUGUGCGUGUAGACAAAGUUCAGGCUAUUGGUUGCAUAAUCACUCUUGACGCAUGUAGCAUCGAUUGUCUCGGAAUUAGACCAAAGCCCAAAGUGCGGCAUGUCUGGGCUUGUGAAGAGAAGACAGCCAAUCGGCUCUCCAAUACCGAUUGCUGUAUGGUAGAAAAGCAAGAAACCAAUAUCCAGAUAUACGGAUCCCGGGCAUUCACACAGAAGGAUGCGUCGAGUGGUGGUACAGUGCAGAGCGGAAGACGAUAUCCCGUUGCUGAUGGAAAUAUGCAAAGAAUUCGGAGCUAUCCUGAUCAAACCGGAAAACCCACAACGAUUCGACAACGUCCACCUAGAUGUGCCCGAAGAUGAUCCUGACCAAGUAGAAAAUUUUCGGAGUAAACUGAUAGAAAGCAUACCUCUAAUCGCCGUGAAAAUCUUUUAACAUGCGUGCAUGCCUGCACAUGUGUUCUUAUUGACAGACUCCAAAACGGAAGAACUGUGUGAUGGGAGUCAACGCAGCCACGAUGACGUAAAUGGAGAAACACCAUCAUGUACAUCAUUGACGCAUUCCUAAGAAAUACAUGGUUAUAUCAUUAUUAA
This is a messenger RNA of Dicrocoelium dendriticum, 618 nucleotides long. Lineage: Eukaryota; Metazoa; Platyhelminthes; Trematoda; Plagiorchiida; Dicrocoeliidae. The record is from the annotation of a GenBank genome assembly.